UUUUAAAACCCAUAAUAAACAUGAGAAGUGCUUAUAUAACAAUUUUGUUGAUAGCUACUGCAUUUCUUAUAUUAGUAGCAGCUUUGAUGGCAUUACUAAUAGGUUUAGUUCUUCCAAGACAUAUGCUAGACGAAGAAGUGCAUCAAGAGGAACAGGAGGUAACUGAAGAAGUAUUUUUCGAUCAACUUAGAAGAAAUGCUCAUCGAUCGUAUGGUAGUAUUGACGAUUACAAUUGGCUGGUUUCUAUAAACUUUCUAAGAUAUCGGGACAUUCCCACCAGUUUGGAGUUUUUCUGCAGUGGUGUAAUUAUAUCUCGUAACAAAAUUCUUACUACAAGCGGCUGCUUCAAAGAAACAUUCACAGAUGAGGAUUUCAAGUAUGCGACAAUAAGAUCUCACAGCGCCCAUUUUAGUACUGGAGGUUAUACCCAUUCGGUUAGAAGUGUUCAGAAAGCUAAAAACACUCUGAAUUCUCCGUACAAUGAAGUGUAUUUGGUUGAAGUAAAGCCGAGCUUUAGCUCAAAAACUAACACACCUUUAUUAAUAACUACUUGUGGUGCCCAAGUAGCUUUAGAAACAAUGAGUGAAGGUGGUGCGUUAGUAUUAACGGGCUGGGGUGGUCCACGGAUUCCUACCGAACAUAUUUUAAAAUAUGAACCUUUCUUCGUACAACGUUGGUUUCCAAAAGAAUAUAUCGAUUGUAAGGGCAAUAUGUGUAAUAAUCAAUUACCGAAUGUAGUAACUACUUGCUGUAAUGAAGCACACUUGGUGGAAUCUCUUAGAGAAACAUCUCGUUUGAAUGCUAGACCAUUAGUGGCUAUUAGAAGAUUAGGUCCACCUUUAUUUAUUGGAAUGCAAAUCGAUUCAUCGUCUUUAAGCAAAUCAGAUCAGACACAAUAUUUCAUAGAUUUUGGUUACUCCAAGUUUGUAGAAUGGCUACGAGAAACUCUACCGGAUCUAAUAGUUGAGGAAACAGUUCAUAUUAGACAGAAUUUCGAAAUAUUGACUUUAUAUAAUAAAGUCGAUUUCGAAACAUAUUCGGAUGAAAGAAGUGCAGUCGACGUAAAAUCCAAAUCUAAAAGAUCGAUUAAGCAAUGUAGUUCAAAUAUGAACCUGAACAAUACUAUUAUUAAUAAAAUUUGGAAUUGCUUUAUUCCAGAUUAAAGAAUACUACUAAUUCUGUGAACAUGUUUAUAGUUAGUAAGUUUCUCCGUAGUACAGACUUUUAUAUCUACUUGGAAUUGGUAGCAGUCACAUUUCAAUUUUAUAUAUAUUUCAUUGAAUUGAGUGUAAGUAAAUAUGGAAUUAAAUCAUACUUUUGUUAUAA
Molecule: messenger RNA, 1326 nt
Organism: Diorhabda carinulata
Lineage: Eukaryota; Metazoa; Arthropoda; Insecta; Coleoptera; Chrysomelidae
Exons: 5
Coding region: 21-1163 (380 amino acids)
Biological process (GO): proteolysis
Molecular function (GO): serine-type endopeptidase activity
Source: RefSeq, a predicted model, not a curated record